AUGGCUAGUACAAGCUUGACGGCUUCUUACUUGACGCCUGACCCAAGCUUCAAUUGGUUUUUUCUCCUGGAACUCAUCGUUUCUUGCAUUUUGGUAUUAUUCUUUCUGCUCUACUUCAAUCGACUAUUCGCGACUCUCCUAUCAUACGGAAUCCGAGCAUACACCUGGCAUUAUUACCGCGCAUAUGUUGACAUAAAUGCUCUUCAAGUUUCGCUUCUAGGUGGAAGAGUGUUCUUCAAGGGAAUUCGAUACCAUGGGGUAAAUGAGACGAUUUUCAUUCAUGGAGGGUUCAUAACAUGGCGGUAUUGGAAGCGCAACGUAGAGAAAACCAAUCUCUCGAGUGCUUCAGGAGACCAAGAUAGCUUGAAUGAUUCUGUAGACACCUCAGAUUUCAGCAAUGAGAAUGGCGGUCUUCGUGAUCCAGGCGGUGCAGCUAAGGUGACUGAGUUACCUUGCCGAAUAGCACUCAAAGCAUAUGGACUCGAAUGGUUCAUUUACAAUCGAACUCCCGCUUACGAUAACAUUCUCGCUGGUUUCGGCUACACUAAGGGCGACAAUUUUGAGAGUGAUGAGGAUCUAGGACGGACAUCGUCAGUCUCCCCUGAGACGCAACCGAAGCACCAGCAUACCGAACGAAUGGGAACUGUGCAUAGAACAACGUCUAGUUCUGGAAGUGCUUCUACGAUGAGUGAUAGAGGGGCCCAAACUCGCCAACACACCGAUAUGCGCCACUCUGAGCUCUCACAAACGGUGUCAAAUAUGCUCGAACUCCUGCCGUUAAAGCUAGACUGCCGAAAAGGUGCAAUUGUGAUUGGAAACGAGAAUACAAAAUCUGUCCUGACGACUACUUUCGAUAACGCAACGGGGAUCAUUGCCGCUAGCAAAGCCGGGCCUUUAGACUUGUACCGACAGCUCCUGUCCUUCCAAAUCGACCACCCAGUCGUUCAGAUGCGGCCAAAUCCCGACUUCAAGCAAACUCAACAGGCAAUGGCAAAAUCUUUGGGGGAUGACCGUGAGGACGAGCCUCUGUUAAACCAGAGACGAGGCAAUCCCUUUAGCUACCGAUUCCAAAGGCGCAAGCUCUGGCAUAGUAUUCGCGAUUUAGUCCCUUAUUUCCAGAGCUCCGUUGAAUCAUUUCAUAUCGGCCGCAAGCCGAGCGAUAACCUGCCAAGAAGCCAAGCAGAAUUCCCCGAAGUUCAUUGGACCGGUCUCACACGAUAUCUAGAUGAAGCCGAUGGAGAUGACCAUGAGAUAUGGAACUCUGUCGAAUAUGCUAGAUUUUCUACUAUUCUUGAUAGUCCAAGCUUGGAAGUGACGUAUUUCUGGGAUAUUCCGGGUCGUGUCGUACCUCAAGAGUUGGCCACGAUCGAGAAAAGAGACAAUAACGUGAAUCAAGCGCUACCACCGGAAUGGGGCAUUGAUAUCAAGAUCAGUAGUGGAGUCCUCAACUAUGGCCCAUGGGCGGACAGGGAGCGUGUCAAUUUACAGAAUGUCUUCUUUCCCAACUUCUACCGCAGUUCGGAACCUGCAGAACAGCUUGCACCGGGUGCAUUGAGGCAAAGCGUGGUUUUCAAAUUGCGAGUGGAAAUAAGCGACGAGCUCACGCUUCGUAUUCCAAUUCGGGAGCCAUCCAAAGACUGGCAGUGGAAAGGCCGUGCAGAUGCCAUUGGAGGGGUGAAAAGGGGUCAUUCUGGCCCUGAUAUUCGCCCCUUUGGCUGGAUAUCCUUGCGCAUGGGCCCAGAUUCAACCGUUAACUAUGUCAUGGACAUGGUAGCAUCAAAGUUAGGGUUUCAGAAUGAGCUUUCCUGCGACCUACGAGGAGCAAGUUUAUCUUCCAGUGUCAAUCAUGGAUUGAUCUAUCAAUGCCCGCAGCAGAUAGUCACAUGUGAUUUGUCCAAUCCUCUCUGCUGGAAUAGCCUUCGGUCGUGGAGAUUCACUAUUGAAAGCAAAGACAUGGAGCUGUUCCUUCUUCGUGAUCACGUUUUUCUGAUGACAGAUCUCAUAAGCGACUGGGCAUCAGGGCCGCCCUCAGAUUAUUACACCUUUGUCCCGUUUAUCUACAACAUCGACCUUGUCUUCUCAAAUCUGCAGCUCUUCGUGAAUGUAAAUGAUCGCAACAUUAUUAGCAAUCCCUCGGAUCUUGAAGAUAAUCGAUUCAUUGUUAUCAAGGGCAAGAAGCUGACAUCAAACGUACUGAUUCCAUUGAACAAAUACAAACCGGAGCAAAAUGCGGUCGAGUUCAGCGUCAAUCUCGAAGAUGGUGGUGUGAACUACUUGACUCCUUUGUGGGAUACGCUUCAUUCUUACCUGCCGGUAAAGUCAAUGGCUACCCUAGACACUGUGUACAUUGAUGGAUCAUACAACUAUUUUCUCUCGACUGCUCCAGAUUUGACAGAUACCUUGGUGCUGAAUGUUAGCGGAGUUUCCCCUCGUCUCUAUCUUUAUGGAGUCUUGAUCAAAGCCUUCAUGGGCGUCAAAGAAAAUUACUUCAGUGAUGAAAUGCAUUUUAAGACUCUGGAGGAGUAUCGAGAGCUGGCCUACGCCAAGGAGCCACCGUUGAAUUCCACAGGGAUUAAUCCGAAUCGAAAAUCAAAUGACAUGGAUGUCUUGGUUCGUGUUACGGUUGACAAUCCAUGCGCUCUACUCCCAGAGAGCAUAUAUGAGAAUUCUAAAUGUUCAAGGCUACGCGCGGCUUCGCUCGAGGUGGACCUUCGAUUUACGAACUACUACAUGGACAUGCACUUCUCGAUUAGCCCGUUGAAGGUAGACCUGCAAUCGAUUCAACCUGAUGGCACCACGUUUAUAUCAGGACCGCAACUUUUUUUUGACGGAGUCUCAGUCUACGGUCAUCGUCUUUUUGGAUUACCCCCUGAUGAACCAACCUACAUUUGCAAUUGGGACUUUGAAGUGGGAAAAAUACUAGGAGAGUGUUCUCCAGAAUUCUUGUCAUGCCUGGGAUCUGGCCUCAAAAGCUUUGAUUUUUCGUUUGAUAACGAGGAGAACACACUUCAUCCACUGGUUCCUCCAGUGCUCUACGAUGUAACAUUUCUGAGAGCUAAAGUCGAUUCGAUCCAUAUCUCGAUAUUGCUAGAGCAAGUUGCGCUCGUCUUCAGCUCUAAGCCGCUGAGCACUAAGUUCAACGACUGGGCCAAUACCAAGUUUUCCAAACGUAUGAGCCUGCUUAUACCUGACAUAACCUUUGCUGCAGUGGAUCGGCAAGUUGUGGGUCAAGCUCUCCGAUCGUCCAAGAAAACAGUGACUCCUUUAGGCAUUUUACAACUGACUGUUGGGCUCAAGAUGGCCGUGCGCAGGGAAGACAUUGCAGAAAGCCGGCGCCUGCAACAGGAGCAUAUCAGAAUUCACGACCAAAGAACCCACCGAGCACAAUGGUUACUAUCUGACUGGGACGAGGUUGCCCCCACUUCUUUGCUUCAUCCUAGUGAGAACACACCGCCUAACAUGGCUAUACCCUCAAUGCCCGAGCCCAUUCAUGGGAAAUUCAGUUCAGUCAACGCUCCCUCAUAUCGCGGAUUUUCGGCGACUCAUGCUGCUGCCAGCUCGAGGAGUUUUCUUGUGCGCUCUGAAACGCCAAGCCUCAAAAGUACAAAGAGUCAGGGCAAAAGCAUUCCCCGGCCUGCGUCAACCUCAAACUCAGAUUCGACACGAAAAAGACCUAGACCACCUACCAGAGAUGCAAGUAGGUCCACACUGAAAACCAACCGAGUCAAGGAUAGUGAGAGUUUCAAAUCCAAGGCUGGUCUUUAUUCAUUAGCGGCAGUCAGGGAUGCAAACCCUUGGAUAUUGCCCCAGUUCUCUUACUACGAGCUAUCAUUCGAUACUUCGGAGCUUCCCUCGUCAAGCAGCAGCAAUUCCAGUUCACCAAAGGAUGAGGAUACUGAUACCCACAGGUCUAUGUUUUUGACUUUUGAGGAUGAUCAAACAACACAUACCAACCUCUCCUUGAACCUGCCUUUGGGAAUUAGGGGGUACUUAACUCCGCGAUUUCUUUUCAGCUUGUCCGCAUUGCUAGAUGGGUUUGAACCCAAGCACCCACUCCAAAUAAUCGACUCUCUCCAGAAAGAUGUCAUUUCCGAUAUUGUGGGUUACGAAAAGUCCAUAAACCAGCCAAAAAAAGCAUUAGCCGUUGCUCUCCGCAUACCGUCCAUUCAGCUAAAACUGGUCGAUUUUUCCGUGUCUCCCAACGAUAGACAGGUUGAAUUCCGAGAUGAGUACCGCAUUGAAGUUCAUCACCUUCGGACUGAAUUCCAAAGACGGGUCGAGCGUCAUAAGAAUGAUCUUCUUGAAGGUGUCAAGCAAGCCAUGACAGUUCAUGCUGCUGCUAAGCGGCUCUCAAUUGUCGUGGAAGGCAGUCGGCCAGACACUUUUCAUGAGAAGGCUGCCUUCAAUUGUGACCUUGAAGACCUCAAUUUCUGGUUGGUCACUACACCCAACAUCCGCUUCCAUGUGCAGAUGCGAACCUUCAAUACUGUCACAUCUGCGAAAUCCGUUGAAAGACUGGCUUUUCUCGUCCGCCGAGCUACCACCAUGUUUGACUCGGUUGCAUCGUCUUUCCAACAUGUCUCGACUCUGAGUACACGGCGUUUGCGGUUCCUUAUUUUCUUUGCUACCCAAUCGGCUGCUCACAUACCGGACCCGAUUUUCUUGGCCCGCAUCUCGAAUGUACUUAGAGUUGCUUCAGCACAUCUUCGACAACAUGAUUCUUGGAAGAUUAUCUCUCGCAUCCGCAAUAUCUACAAUAGCCUACCAGCGAAUCGCAAAUGGGAGUUGCAGCAAAACUGCCUGGGUGACAACCCCCUUUGCCGCCUAAUGCUAAGUCAUUUAAUCUGGUCAUGUUCUCAGCCUGAUCAGUCGGAAGCGAAACCUUCUCUAGCUGUUUCGGGUACAAUUCAGACCUUCCGCUUUUCUUUGGACCCUGGGCCCAGGGAAAGUGAUUUCAUUAUCGAGAAUUUGUCGUCGUUCACAUCGGUUGUCCCAGAACAUAUAGUCCAAGAUGGCGAUAGAACAAAGCUUAAGGAGCUUGUUACUGUUCAGGCGUACUGUUCUUCUGUAACUCUGCGCCUGCGGUGGGAAAUUAUGGAUCUCAUUGAGGGCAUGAUGAAGAUCAUGUCGAGUGUCACUCUCGAAUCUUCUCCAGCCCAGCCUUCCGUCGAACAAGAACCAAAGGAGCCAUUGGAAUUGCAAAUUGUCUUCGGUACAGACUUGGGAUCAAUCACUCUCGAUGGCAUCAAUAUCAAGCUUGUAUUGUUCUCGAGAGCUCUGCGAGCUUCAAUCGUUCAUACCUCCGAUGUUAUGAAGAAGACACAGAACAAAAGCCUUGCUGUCCUGCUAGCUUCGGAAGCCUGCUCAUCUGAGCUUUCAAGUCAAUCAAGACCAUUGAUGCUAUCUAAAAUUACCGACCCAUCCUUAUACUUCUCACUUGUCUCCCAAGAGACCCAUUCAGAGUGCAUGCGUGACUGGAAAGUUUCUGGUUCUUGCAAGAAGCUCCGUUAUGACGUUAAAGAAGACCCAGUCAGCCUAGCACACACAGUUGAUCGUCUAAUCGAGGACGAAAUUAGGUAUAUUCAAUAUCUCGCCAACAAUGCCAACUUUCCAAAGGCCGAGUCUGAACUUAAGCCACCUUCGAAAAAGCCAGCUCGUGACAGCAUUCACAUGGCUAUGUUCCUGGAUGACUAUCGGUUAAGCUUCAAUCUUUUACCAUCCUUGGUCUAUCUGGUGUACGGGGAUGUAUCCCGGAUAUCGGUCAUGCCCACUGCAUUCUCCAAAAUCCAGGUUGACUUUGACGUCAAGAAGACCUACCACAGAUUCAUGUCUAGUAAAAAGAAUGGACGUGAUACUCUGUCAGUCAUGGAAAUCCCGUCCCUCAAUGGUCGUAUCCUUGCAAAUAUUUUGUCUGAUCGCAAAGAGUUCGAGGUUGACAUAACAAUUGAAGUUAUUCGUCUAGAGGCCAGCGCUGUGCGAAGCCUAUUGAGCGUAUUGGAGGGGCCUGAUGUAUCACAUCUCAUUUCUGAUUUGAAGCAGAAUGUGGAUGUUCUUCAGUCUCGUCUUGAAGACGUACUAUCGUUACAGAAGGUAAAACCAAAGCCAAAGUCAUUUUCGGAGGAGUCAGUUGUUCUGUACAAAUCGCGCCUAACAAUGGCUGGGCUUGAGAUCCAUGCCAUUGCGCCGGGUUUGAACAAAAGGAGCUAUUCAGCAGAGAUGAUUUUCAGUCUCGGUAUAAUGCAGAUGCGACUGCAGAAUGGCCUCGACCGCGGCUAUUCGAUGGAAUAUCCGGAGUUUAGCAUUGACGCCUGUCAAAUAAACUUCGAAUUACGUAGGUUGGAGAGAGGCAAAGCCACACCUUUUGGUGGUUUCUCGGCCGGUGUCAAGCUCUUGGGAACUACAACAACAAGCGAUAAUGGGGAAGUUGCAAGAUCUUAUCAAUUCACUGUCAAAAAGUUCGACAUUGAGCUCUUUGCUGAGACAGCCGCUCUGGUGGUGGACAUUGCCAUCUACACACAAGAGCGUAUUAAGACCUUGGAUCUGUCCCACGAAGUCCAACGCAUUCGGAGACUUCAUCGUAACAAUCACAGUGAUUCACAUAACUCUGAGAUACCUCAGAUCAACUUGAACGACGAUGCUGCACCUCAGAACUUUCUCGAUGCGUUGUUUUCAUUAAACUUCUUCGACAUUCAGGUUGCAUGGAACAUGCCGAAAUCACUAUCAGGCAACCAUGUUCGUCAACCUGAAGAUCUUGUCUUCUCGAUUCAGCAUGUCGAACUCUCGAACAAAAAGAAGAAUGCAGCAAAACUUCGAAUUGACAACAUGCAGCUGCAGAUGGUCCCAUUCCGCGCUGACAGAAAGAAGCGCUCUCUCACAUCUGCUCUCAUGCCAGAACUGGUUUUCAACAUUGCAUAUUUCUCUAGUAGAGAAGAGGUGCGGCUUGCUUUCCAGGCUGCUGGAAAGUCACUAGAUAUUCGUGCAACAUCUGAGUUCAUCCUUCCAGCUAACAUGAUUCGAAAUUCUAUUGCAUCUGCAACAGAAGCUAUCCGAGAGGGCAAGGCCGCCUGGGCUACUAACCCAUCACUUGAUGACGACACAAAACCCAACAAAGACCGUGGUCUCUUUGCCAAGAGGCGCGUUCGAUCUGUCCUUGUGGAUGUUGACUUUGCCGGUGCUACUGUCUCUCUCCAAGGAAACCAAGGGCAGGUUCCCCAGACUUCCAUGACAGCCAAUCUGAAUAGUAGUCGACUAUCAGAUGUUAAGUAUGGAGAGUACGUUCACGGCGAGUCUGCAACUACAGUAACUCUGCGGGCCCCAGGUGUUGCGCUGAAAGUUCAAUUUGACGACAACGGGACUGAUGACCCAGCGCUCAACGCUGAGCUCAAAAUCAGCCCAUCUACCAAUGUGCUCUAUCCGACUUUUGUUCCAUUGGUCAAGCAGAUGACGGCAACAGUCAAAGAGAUAAUGGGGGAGCAACAAACCCGGCCACGAUGCCCAUCUACUCCGAGCAAAUUGCAGUCACAGAAACCCAAACAAGGGACUGCAUUCGGGGCACAGAAUCCAAACAACAUUCUUGGAAGGUGCAAAGUCAACCUUGGAGUGUUGUUCUGCCAACAAGCAUUCACUCUCAGUUGUCAACCAAUUGCUAGAGUGGCUGCUUCGGCUAAGUUUGAGAGUGUCUAUGUCACUGUUAAUACAGUCCAGUCAAGUGAAGGGCGCUUCCUUGCCCUUUCUAUGGCUUUCAACAACCUUGAAGCUUCGAUAAAGCAUGUGUACUCCCACGAGUCCACCGCAAGCUUUGAACUCAAGUCUGUUGUAUUGUCGCUGAUGAACAGCAAGCAUCUUGGUCUGAAAAGUGGAAUGUCGGUCAUAUUACGUGUGAGCCCCAUGAAAGUCUGUUUGAACGCCAAGCAGGUCCAAGAAUCUUUACUAUUCAAGGAAAUCUGGCUUCCUCCCGAUGAAGAGCCUCAAUCUAGCGCUGAACUGCCGCCAGAACAGCCGCAGCAGCCCGAGGCGCAGGCGCAGGCGCAGGCCGACAUUGUACGACGAUACCAGAAAGUUUCUGCGGCAUCCGCAUUCCCCUGGAACACGACCAUUGCCAUUGAGAAGCUGGAUGUUCAGCUUGACUUAGGCUCUACACUAGGCAAGGCCCAGUUUGCCAUUGACAAUCUAUGGGUUUCGUCCAGCAAGACCUCUGAUCGUGAGCAGAGCAUGUGCAUCAAUUUCGAUGCCAUUUCAGCUGGGAGCAAGGGUCGUAUGAGUGGCAUUGUGGAGCUACGCACUCUUAAAAUUCGUACCUCGAUCAAAUGGCCCGAGGUUGCCCGAGAGAAUGGGCAUACACCACUCAUCCAGGCCUCAAUCGCAAUUGCCCAUCUUCAGGCGAAUGUGUCCUUUGACUAUCAACCCUUCCUGGUAGCUCAUAUUGCCAUGUUCGACUUCUUGAUGUACAAUGUUUGUGAUGCUUCUGGCGAACAGAGCGAGCGACUUUUCAGUACCCUGGAGGGUGACAAGGUUCAGGUCUUCUGUACCUCCUUGACUGCCUCACAAGCGCUGGCAUUAUUCCAAGCUUGGCAACGCCUGGUGCAAGACAAACAGGCAGCAUACGAAGCCUCUCUUAGGGAGAUAGAGCGAUAUCUCCGCCGUAAGUCUUCUGUGGGCACUGACCGGAUCGAGGCUAGAGCUAAGCCGCGGGCCAAGACUGACGAAGAGAUGGAGGUCUCCAAUAUCUCGCUUCACACCGAAGUUGUCGUGAGCAUCCGCCAUGUCAACUUGGGAGCGUUCCCUAGCUCGUUCUUUGACAACCAAAUUUUCAAGUUGGAAGCCCACGAUGCUCAGGCACGAUUUGGAGUCUCAGUUGAAUCUGAUAAGAAGAUCCACACCGCCUUGGGUCUUACUUUGGGUCAACUUCGUGUAGCUCUCUCAGCCAUCAACCGGCCCCCAUCCGCCAGUCUUGAUGAGUUAUCUGUGGAGGAGAUCGCCCAGCGCGCUGUUGGGUCUCGCGGUGGAACUAUCCUCAAAGUACCUCGGCUUGUAUCUGGCAUGGAAACCUGGCAAGUUUCCGGCAGCCGCCACAUUGACUACAUCUUCCACAGCACGUUUGAGGGCAAGGUGGAUGUGGGCUGGAAUUACUCACGUAUCAGUUUCAUUCGUGACAUGUGGGAGACACACUUGCGAGCUCUGGCAACGAGACUUGGUAAACCGCUGCCACCAUCUGCAGUGCGUAUCACAGGUGGUCCCGGCAGUAGCUCCGAAAGUGGUGGCGCAGGACCCGAACAGCAAGAAAAGAUCACAGCCGUGGUCAAUGUGCCACAGUCCAAGUACACCUACACAGCAUUGAAACCACCAGUCAUCGACACACCACAACUACGGGACAUGGGAGAGGCCACACCACCCCUAGAGUGGAUUGGAUUACAACGUGAUAAGCUACCUAAUGUCACACAUCAGAUCAUUAUUGUUACCCUGCUGGAGAUUGCCAAGGAAGUGGAAGACGCAUAUGGAAAGAUUUUGGGAGUUUGA
Molecule: messenger RNA, 9516 nt
Organism: Penicillium taxi
Lineage: Eukaryota; Fungi; Ascomycota; Eurotiomycetes; Eurotiales; Aspergillaceae
Exons: 5
Coding region: 1-9516 (3171 amino acids)
Biological process (GO): fermentation
Cellular component (GO): membrane
Source: RefSeq, a predicted model, not a curated record